AGACGUGGUGGCGGCAUGUCACGGCAACGGAGUAGUCAUAUUAAUUGAACCCAAGUGUUGUAGCUUAAGCGACACUGUCGUCACGAUGUGUUUGGUUCUAAUAAGUACGAGUCGCAUUAUCCAGACUCGUGUAUAAGGUGCACUGCGCUAAUAGACGUUUAUGUACCAUACCGAAAACGUUGGCCCGGCUUCGGUGGCGGGUUCCCGUGGCUUGGCCCGUUUUUUAAGAUUACUGGAAAUACUCCAGUUCAACUGACAUUGUUGGCUCUUUUUCUGUGUUGUCUGUUUGGAAAUAUCAAUGAAAGCUUCAGAACUGGAAACAAAUUAGGAGUGCAAUAAUAAGGUAACAUACAUCACUAUGCCAGGAAAAACCAAAGGCGUGAAAAAAUCACCAAACAAAAAGAAGAAAACCCCAGAAAAAUCUGCGGAGAAAAGUCCGAAGAAAUCACCAAAUAAAAAGAAAGUCAGUCCAGGAAAUUCUCCGAAGAAAGGGAAUAAAGGUGCAAAGAAAGGAAGGGGUCGCUCAAAAUCUCCAAAAAACAAAGGCAAAAGAGGAAGGUCUAAAUCACAGGAAGAGCCAGUUCAAGCGCAGCCGCAAAAUGGAGCUCAGGAGGCAAAGGUUCUUCCCGAACCACCACCAGGUGUUGUUCCUCUUUUUCUCACUACACAAACCCAACAAAUUUUCCAAAUUCUUGCUGAUGUAAAUGUUACGAGAGAAUCACCUAAUGUUCUUUUGGACAAAAAUGCUCUUCUGGAGGAUAUCAAUCAAAGAAAGGCUAUCUCGGAUUUUUUUCCAAUUAACGAGGUGAUAGUUGCGUAUCCCUCGGAUGAGUUUCUUGUCGUUUAUGAUGCAGAUUUUCUUUAUGGCGAAAACUUUUUUGCUUGCGCCACAGAAGAAGCGAAAACAAAUGUCUUGUUUCCCCCCGAUGAGGAAGAAGAGGAGGAGGAUCCAUUCGCCCUUCCUGACAUUCCUUACAUCCCUCCUGAACCGAAGCCAUGGCAAAACUUAGGGAGCGACAUGGAGGUUGUCGAUGAAACCGUGUUUGAAUGCCGCCCGAAAGUCAAACUCACAAUCAUGAAGUCUCGUCGUCAUUUCGCCGAGAAAUGCAACUUCAGCAACCGCGAUGCUGAUGCCGGGAAAGACACGUACCAGGAAUGUCUGCCUAAUUACGAGCGCAGGAAUGUGGUGUGCCAGAAAGAACUCGACAAGGGCACGCAAGCAGUUCCUGCUGAAGAAGUAAAAUCCAUUCAGACGGAAUACCGAAAACCACUUAGGCAAUGGUCACAGUAUGUUGCCCGCGAACUAUCAGAGGAAGACAAAGGAGAUGUAAUGGAAUCAGACGUCAUUGAUCAGUUCGUGAAAGAUGUUACUCCAGUUAUGGAGGCGGCACUACAGCAGAACGAAAUCAUAGAUGUCUUUCGAAACGACUGGGUGAAACUAAACCCUAGUAGGUCUAUGAUGACUGCGCAGCAAGACUCGUACCUGAAAGAGUAUCAGUCGUUCCAGGAUCUUCACUACAGCAAGGACAAGCAAAUCAUUUGUGACGAUUGGCAUACGACUAUCCCAGGGUUGGUUGGUGUCAGCUGUGUGGAGCAGAUGUCAUUUGAUGUACGCCUGCGGAAUAUGUCCCGAAUUAUGAUUGUUCCAUCACUGGUUCUGCUCUGGAACUAUCAGGAUCCAAUCCACCCGAGAUUGCUGCUGGAAGCACCUGAUGAUUGUUUUAUUUUCCGCUUCAAUCCCGUGAACCCGAACCUUGUGGCGGGUGGGUGCAUGAGCGGUCGCAUUGUCUUGUGGGAUCUCACCCAGUACUAUGGGAAAUUGGCGAUGACAGAAAGCACGAUUCAGAUCAAGAAACUAGCUUUUCUCAGUAAUUUGGUGGAAGACACCGAAGGAAAGAUACCUGUAGUGCAACCAGUCGCCACCACACACACCGACUUUGGUCACCCGUCGUGUGUGACCGAUCUCCAGUGGCUGCUACCGCCAUACAUUAUUGACAAACAAGGCAAGGUGAUUGAAGACACUACCAAGUCCGAUGAGGAAUGCCACCAGAUCAUGUCCUGUGCCGGUGACGACUACUUCUUCGUUUGGGACAUUUUCGUGCAGAACACUCGAAGGGCUCACCUCGGUGUAAUACCCGACGUGGGUAGUACCGAAAUUGGGCAUUGGCAGCUCCUGGACCACAACUGGCGCCCUGUUGUUCGCAUUAACCUGCCAAACCGCUCCGAUGGGACACCUUAUAGUCUAAACCAGUUCCGUGUACGGUGCAUUGCAAAAGAACUCAAAGAUGACGAAGGGGAAGAAGCUGAAGAGCCUGAAGAAACAGAACAGAAAGAGCAAGUUGCCCAGGAAGCCCCAGAAGGUGCUGCUAAGAGCCCGCUCAGCUUAUAUGCUGGGACACAGGCGGGGGAGAUUCUCUUUUUUGAUCUCAGAGUAAAAAGAGAUUCCGACACAAACAAGACGAUAGUAUGUGAGCUUGAAGAGCAGCAGAUUCAUGCUGAACCGAUCAGAUCCAUUUGCAUCUCUCCAUUCUUUGACGACUUGGUGUUGACCGUCGGUGGAUUUCGGUUUGCGGUGUGGAAGGUUGGAAUCAAGCACAAGCCUCUUAUGGUGUCAGCCCAAGCCCCAUCCCGACGCACCAGCGGAGUAUGGUCGUUGACACGGCCUUCUGUGUUCUUCAUUGGUAGACAGCAGGGCUCGAUUGAAGUCUGGGACAUGCUGGAUCGGGCCCAAGAGGCUCUGCUCACACAGAGUCUGUCAGGUGUAGAAGUGACAACCUUGAGCUUACGAAAGCUAGGUCGUCGUCAAGUGUUGUCAGUCAGCGACAACUCAGGAAACCUCCACCUGCUGGAGGUGCCCCUGAUACUAUCGCAAAUGGAGGGAGAUGAAAUGAAAAUGCUGGAGAAUUUAUUUGCCCGCGAAACAUUGCGCCAAGAAACAGAAGCCAAGAACAAGGAGGAAGAGAGGAAAAAUGCUGAAGAGGAAGACAAGGAACCAGCUUCCGCGCCAGAAAACGUUACUUCUCUUCCACCCGUGCCGCCACAGCGAGGGGUACAAACCCCAGAGGACUUAGCUCAAAUGGCAGAGGUAGAGUACGAAUCAAAAUCGGUGUACGAGUCAUACUUGCUGUUUGAAAAGAAGAUGUUGGAUAAGUUGGAAGGAAAGGAAACAUCAGACAUUGAUAUCACUGCACUUCAAAGUGCAGAGAAAUGAUGAGCUUUGUCAGCAGGUCUGCGUUGUGUGCUUGCAUACGCUUAGUUUGCCGGGCGUUUAAUUCAACAACGUGUGCCAGCCACAGAGAUACUGUCAGCACGAAAGCUGGAGCAAUAUAAACUUACCUUGCUAACGAACCUUCAUCUUGUAAAAAACAUAAUCGUCCGUCUUCGGAUGGCUUACUUACUCAAUAGUUGUUAGUGUUUUGGGGCGUAUGGAACUUGUGGUUGCAUGUUGAUCAGUUUUGGUGGUGAAAUGACUAUUGCACUAUCAAAUGCUACAGGGACGUAGAAAUACAUACAUGUUUGUUUUU
This is a messenger RNA of Pollicipes pollicipes, 3524 nucleotides long. RefSeq names its product missing minor mitochondria (gene mmm). Gene Ontology annotation, biological process: cilium movement involved in cell motility; inner dynein arm assembly. The transcript is spliced from 2 exons. The record is from RefSeq and is a predicted model, not a curated record. Lineage: Eukaryota; Metazoa; Arthropoda; Thecostraca; Pollicipedomorpha; Pollicipedidae. Bases 359 to 3211 code for a protein of 950 amino acids. Gene Ontology annotation, cellular component: inner dynein arm. Gene Ontology annotation, molecular function: dynein light chain binding; dynein heavy chain binding.